This is a messenger RNA of Galendromus occidentalis (western predatory mite), 2839 nucleotides long. RefSeq lists its product as uncharacterized. Bases 74 to 2839 code for a protein of 921 amino acids. The transcript is spliced from 6 exons. The record is from RefSeq and is a predicted model, not a curated record. Lineage: Eukaryota; Metazoa; Arthropoda; Arachnida; Mesostigmata; Phytoseiidae.
GGCCGCAUGACGUGCUCCAAUUUCUGAGCUGGUUUCUGAAAUCUAUCGGAAUCUGGCGAUUCCACGCUCAGAAAUGAAUCGGAUUUCAGAAAAAAGGGCGCAGACAAGCAGGCCCCGUGAACAAAGUUUUUUGAGCGUGGAUGUCACCGGGGCCAACGAUGUCAGUGACGAAGCUUUGAAGGUCGUAGAAGACGAAUUGUUCGCUCUGUGCCGGGCCAACAACGUCCCAGAACCAGAGUUUCAAAUUAUCGGAGCUUGCAACAAUUUGGCGCAAAAGGACCGGCACUUCAUAAGCCUGCUGCAGAUCGGCGAAAUCAAAAUUUCCAGUUAUCCCGUAUUGUACACCAGCAAGAAUGGGUCAAAGUUCGACGUGGUGACACGAGCUAUCCACGAACUGAGCCUCGACGCUCCAAAGUUCAAGCCGGAUUCGCAAGAGCUGUACAUAGAAGGAAGCGCGACCUCCGAGAUGCUAGAAAUGCCAAUCUCGGCCUCGGACGGAAGUACGGACGGGCUCGCGCCUAUGUACGCCGGUGAGUGCCCUUUCGGAUACGCGCCAGAGUGCCCACCAGAGUACGCGCAGGAGUGCCCACCAGAGUACGCGCAAGAGGGCCCACCAGAGUACGCGCAAGAGUAUCCAUCGGGAUACGAGGCACAGUAUGAGCCAGAACAGAACGGGUUCGCACCGGCUCAAGAAUACGCGUUAGAGAACUCGCAAGGGUAUCCACCGGAGCAAACGGCAGACUAUCCACCGGAGCAAACGGCAGAGUAUUCGCCGGAGCAAACGGCAGAGUAUUCGUCGGAGCAAACUGCAGAGUAUUCGUCAGAGCCCGCGCCGGAGUCAAAUCCUGAGCAUACAGAAGAUGAGGCGUCCACCGACAUCUACCAAGUCCAAGCAGAGGAACUCGGUCUAGCUUACGAGAGUCAAGACAUCUACGCAGCUGAUUUCAAUGCCGAAACCGUAAGCGAGGCAGAGCUCUACGGCGAGGCCCCUGCAGCUCCCUCUUCCUCCGAGACCGGCUAUGUUUCGGAAGAUCCAACUCAGAUCGGUGCAGGGAUCCAUCCACUGAACUUCGCGACUAGAGGGCAGCUAUACGCCGAAGAAGGCGGUGAAUACGCAGCGCCAGAUGUCGAGGGUCAGGUCGAUUACGGGGCUCCGCGAGGAACCCUCCUCACCAGUGCCGUCGGAGACGCGUUCAACUCAUCAUGGUUGGAUCGAGAUCAAUUCUGCGCUCAAACCAGCCUCAUCCGAUCCAGUGACGCCGUUCGAGGACGAGGUGCUCCUCCGGAUCUCCAAUCUUAUUACGACCAAACAGAUGGCGUGCUCACUCCAGAAGGUGCCGCGCUCUAUGAAACCGCAGAACACUCGACCGACGAGGCAGAUCAGGGCGCUCAUGAGGCUUACUACGAUCCGGGAGCCGAGAUACUUUACGGCUCGGAGGUUCAAGAGGACCAAGCUGGAGCCGCCAUCUACGAGAACGAAGAGCAAGGCGUACAGCAAACGGAUCCUGGAGUCGACGUCUACUACAACACCGAUCCCGAAGCCGCCCAAGAAACCCUCGUUAACGGGGGCACUUUCGAAGCAGGAGUUCACGGUGAAGUUGAUCGAGCAGGCUACGAGGCAGCCGGGAACCAAUACACCGAAAAUUAUUACCAGGAAGAAUCGAGUGAAACGUCAGCCGACCCAACGCUUCAAGAAGGAUCGUAUGCCGUUCAAGACGAUGCUUACCAGCCUUCUCUUUACGAGCAGGGCGAAACUCUUCCGCAAGGAGUCGAGCAGGGGGCUGAGCUCUACGCUGAAACUUUCCCGACAGCGAGUCUCACGGAAAGCUACGAUGAGGCUAGUCAUAGUCCACAGCUCUACGGCGCUGAGCAGCGAACCCUGGCCGAUGCGAUGGCUGACGUCACGCUGCAAGACGUUCACUCGAUCGCGGCGUACUACGACGAACAACCACAUAUAGGGGAGAUCUGCGCUGUUACGAGCCAUUAUGGGGGCAUGCCCGCGGAGCUAUAUCCUUCAGAUAUUAAGUACGGAUAUCAAACAGCUCCAGAGAGCUCCGAACCCGACGAUACCACAAGCGAUCAAGCAGCCGCUGGUGAUUUAUACUUUGGUGAACAAUAUGCGACAGCGACUUUCCAAGAUCCUACCGCGCCGUCCAACGUCUUCUACACCGACGAAGCGUAUCCCAGUUCUUCGACGGUAGGAUCAGACAGUUAUGAGUUCAAGAAAGAGCCGUGCUCGAGCGAGAUCGAUGUUGAAACCCUGACAGAACAGGAUGCCCUCGAGUCGCACCAGGGAAAUCAUCUAGAGUCCCCGAGGAUCGGAGGAUCCCUGCAAUCUCGCUUACAAAGCGCGGUGAUCGUGAACAUCAAGUUCGAUGGAUACGUCACUCUGAAUCUACACGGCCCUGGGUACGAAGCAUUCAAAGCUCUGGACUACAACUACAACCCGGAACCAGUGGAAGCUUGCGAGAUCGGUCAGUGGUACGCGGUGACGUACGAUUGCGGAGACGAAAGAAACACAUCAAGGGCUGUCGCACAAUAUGCCUUCGACGAUAAUCAGACAUAUAUGAUGCACUUCGCGGAUAUCGAUUACGAAGAUGCCGUGACUAUUGAUUCAAUCCACGAGCUCGAGAACUCGAUGGAAGUCUACCAAGUACCGCCCCAGGGACUCACGGUCGAGGUCAUGGAUCUGACGGAGAAGAAAAUAUCGCCGCACACCGUUGAGAUGCUCUUGAAAGAGUGGCUCUCGAAGGACGUGUACAUUAUCCCUGUCGAAACUACAGGGACCGUUCCGAAAGUGAGAUUGAUUGACUCAACUGGGAAGCUCCUGGAUGUGUGA